Apiotrichum porosum is the source of this 1572-nucleotide messenger RNA. RefSeq lists its product as uncharacterized. The record is from RefSeq and is a predicted model, not a curated record. Gene Ontology annotation, cellular component: cytosol. Gene Ontology annotation, biological process: glutathione biosynthetic process. Gene Ontology annotation, molecular function: ATP binding; glutathione binding; glutathione synthase activity. NCBI's taxonomy places the organism in Eukaryota, Fungi, Basidiomycota, Tremellomycetes, Trichosporonales, Trichosporonaceae. The coding region runs from base 1 to 1572 and encodes 523 amino acids. The transcript is spliced from 3 exons.
AUGCCCGCGACGCUCCCGGCGUGGCCACCGGCGCUCACGCCCGAGCAGCAGGCCGAGCUCCUCCUCGAGGCAUCGGCGUACGCUCUCGCCCACGGCUUCACCUUGCUCCCUGUCCACCCUCCCUCAGGCCCUCCUCCAGCCCCCACGCAUGCCAUUGCUGCCCCGCUCUCGCUCUUCCCCACCCCCUUCCCUCGGAGCGAGUACGAACGCGCCCGGUCGCUCCAGACGGCUUACAACGCGCUGUACGCCCGCGUCGCACUCGACCAGGAGUUUAUCGACCGCGUGAUCGGUUCAGUGGCCAAGGUGGACACGUUCCAGGGAGAGCUCUGGACUCGCUGGAAGGGUGUUCGCGCCGAGCUCCCCCAGCCUGUUCAGCUGGGCAUCUUCCGCUCCGACUACCUCCUCCAUGCGUCCGAGAGCUCGUUUGAGAUCAAGCAGGUCGAGUUCAACACUAUCGCCGCGUCGUUUGGCGCUUUGAGCCAGAAGGCAGGAGAGAUGCACCGCUUCCUUGCACAGACCACAGGCGCGUUCUAUGGUGCGGCACCAGAGCUCGCGGACGCUACUGCCUACCCGGACAACCACUCGCUCGAAGAGUUGGCUGCCGGCCUGGCCCAGGGCUGGAAGGUGUACGGCAACAAGGACGCCGUCGUCCUGGUCGUUGUGCAAGAGGGCGAGCGCAACGUGUUUGACCAGCGUGGACUCCAGUACGAGCUGCUGUCCAAGCACGGCGUCAGGAGUGUUCGUUACACGUUUGCCGAGCUGGGGCGCCUUGCCCAGGUCGACCCUUCGUCCAAGCACCUCCUCAUCCCUAACCCGCUCACUCCCAACGCUCCCCCCUCCGAGAUUGCCGUUGUCUACUACCGCGCCGCCUACACCCCAACCGACUACACCUCGUCCAAGGAGUGGGACACGCGCGUCCUCCUUGAGCGCUCCCUCGCCAUCAAAUGCCCGACCAUGGCGCUCCAGCUCGCCGGUGCCAAGAAGGUGCAGCAGGAGCUCGCCCUUCCUGGUGUCCUUGAGGACUUCCUUCUGGGAUCGAGCCGCCCCGACGUUGGCCUCGGCGCUGGUGCCGGCUCGCUCACCCAGGAGGACGUUGACGCCGUGCGCGCGACCUGGACAGGCCUGUGGCCCAUGGACGACAGCGAGGAGGGUCUCGAGGCCCAGCGCCUGGCCGAGACCCACCCCGAGCGCUUUGUGCUCAAGCCCCAGCGCGAGGGCGGUGGAAACAACAUUUACCGCACCGACAUUCCACCAUAUCUCGCCAAGCUGGCCGCCGAGCCCAGCAACCCCGGCGACCCUCCCAAGCGCGAGGGCUACAUUCUCAUGGAGCUCAUCGAGCCCCCACAGGGUGUGCACAACUGGCUCGUGCGCGGAGGAGAGGGCAAGCCCCGCCUCGCCGACGUCGUGAGCGAGCUGGGCGUGUAUGGUGUUUCCCUCUUUGGCGGCAAGGACGCCAAGAGCAUCGUCAACCGCAGUGCAGGAACCCUCCUCCGCACCAAGGGACGUGAGAGUGACGAAGGUGGUGUGGCAAUCGGCAUCUCAUCAAUUGACAGUCCCCUGCUUGUGAACUAG